CUAUGCAGUGUUUCGUUUAGAAAUAACUCAAAGCCAGAAAGAAAACAGGGCAUUGCGGAGGAAACUACAGCUACUGGAACUGAAGGUGGCACGGGAGAGCGUCCUUGCCAGUCAUCCCAGUAGUGUCAAGAUCCUCGACCGAUACAGAGGAAUGGCAAGAGAAGUUAUGCGAAGUGUUACAUCAUUGGCAAUUCCAGACAGUGAAGGACAUCUCACUGGAGGCCACAGAAACAUUGUGAAGCCAGCAGGACACAAUACAUGGAGAGAUGACCAACCAAUCACUGUUGAUGAGGGGAGUGGAACCUCAACCCAGCACGUUAUCGUGAUAGAGCCUGCAGAUACAGAGGCUGCAGGUCCUGGGGUCAAGCUGAAGAGGUCUGAAGGAAAGGAGGACCCACGGCAAAGCAGAGACAUCCAGACUGGAGAAGCUGGAGAGCCCCCUGUAGCCACGGAGGACCCCACCACUGUCCCAGCACCCCCCAGGACCCAAUGCAGCAUCAUGGAGGUCAGUGGAACGCCGAACGCCGCCCUCAAGUCAGAGUCAGAGACAGACACAGAGACAGACACUUUAACAGGGCUGAGGCGACUGGACUGUCCUGCUCCUCGCUCAGAUUAUUUAGUUUACGGUAACCUGAACCCGAGGAUAGUUCUGUCCCAUCAGGACUCAGGUGAUGCGUUACAGACUGGCAAUGAUCCGUCCUGUUCAUACGCUACAGAGACAGAGAUGAUACAGGGUGACAUGGCUGUGGGCUUAGAUACACUGACUAAUCCAAUGAGAGGGGACUGGAACCGGUACAGUAGUAGUGUAUACUCUGAAGGGUGCUUAUAUAAGAAAGGAGAUGGUCUGGUCGUAGAUGAGGUUACUGUGAAAGUGGAGGAUGACACUUCUCUGACAUGGAAUGCAGACGAGACUCAGUUAGGAGGAGAAAACUCGCAGGGUAACGCUAGUGACUUCUUAGACUACAAGGAAAGCUUAGAGACUAAUCGAAAUGUUGUGACCCACUCCCCUUUACACGUGCUCAGGGAUCGUGACCCAGUGUCCACGUUGAUGGGGCCUUCCGAUUCACACGGCUGCGUCCUUUUCAAUCAGGUGCUGAACUCAAAUGACAGGGCUAGAGCCCAGGAUCAGGGAAGGGGAGCCACAUCAGGCAAUAGUAAAGAGAAACGGUUCCUCUGCAUGUUCUGUAACAAAGGCUUCAGCUGCCUCCAGAAGGUGGAGAUCCACCAGAGGAUUCACACAGGGGUGAAACCCUACAGCUGUACCCAGUGUGAUAUGUGCUUUGCUGAAGCUGGCAGCCUGAAGAGGCACCAGAGGGUCCACACAGGGGAGAAACCCUUCAGCUGUACCCAGUGUCAUAUGCGCUUCUCCCACUCAUCCAGCCUGAAGAGGCACCAUAGGGUCCACAACCCUACAGCUGCCCCCAGUGUGAGAAGAGGUUCUCCCACCAGAACCAGGUGAGAAUGCACCUGAAGGUCCACACGGGAGAAAGGCCAUUCACCUGUACCCACUGCGGGAAGAGGUUUUCAGAGAGGAGCUACCUCAGGAUACACCAGCA
Molecule: messenger RNA, 1556 nt
Organism: Coregonus clupeaformis (lake whitefish)
Lineage: Eukaryota; Metazoa; Chordata; Actinopteri; Salmoniformes; Salmonidae
Product: gastrula zinc finger protein XlCGF48.2-like
Exons: 4
Coding region: 152-1459 (435 amino acids)
Cellular component (GO): nucleus
Source: RefSeq, a predicted model, not a curated record